GAUAUAAUGUACCGACCUACAUUUUGUGUUAUUUCGUGUGUAAACAUUACAUGGACAAACUUACAUUGUUAUGAAAUAUAAGGAGCUGUAAACGCAUUAUUCGCUCAGGUUUAAUUUGAUACCAUUUCCGAUGAGUGUUGUUUUAUAAGACCACAAUGAAAACAACAAUAAUCAAGUGUGUGUUAUUUGUAAUAGCUGCAUUUCAUCUAUGUACAGUUCAGUCAUGUAAUACAACAGAAUUUACUUGUACAAGCGGCGAAUGUAUUGACAUAGGACGUAGAUGUGACAAUGAUUUUAAUUGUGGAGACAGAACUGAUGAAGAAAACUGUACAGCUGUACAAAUAUGUCCCGAAGGGAGGCAAAAAUGCGAUACUGGAGAAUGUGUUGUAGACAUAAAUCUAUGCUCAACGCACACAACUAUGAUGCAAUUAUCGACAUCUAUUGUAGAACCAUCAUCUCAAAGCUUGAUAUCUCCAACAAACACAUUUGAGAUACAGUCUAAUCCAUCUAAAUUAUCAACAUAUGAUAUUCAAACAACAUCAACAUAUGAUAUUCAACCAACAUCAUCACGUGAUAUGCCUGCUAAUUCAGUUAUUUAUACGACGAUUCAAUCAGUACAAUCUGUCAAAACUCCAACUUCUGACAGUAAAUUCAAACCUAUAUGUAAGUUGUCUUAA
Mytilus trossulus (common blue mussel) is the source of this 677-nucleotide messenger RNA. Its product is annotated as low-density lipoprotein receptor-like. The record is from RefSeq and is a predicted model, not a curated record. Gene Ontology annotation, molecular function: protein binding. Lineage: Eukaryota; Metazoa; Mollusca; Bivalvia; Mytilida; Mytilidae. The transcript has 4 exons. Bases 156 to 677 code for a protein of 173 amino acids.